UUGUAAACACAAUUAAUUUUCUCGUCGAGCAAAUUUCAUAAAAUGGCAUUACUUUUUGCUAUCUUUAAAAGAAUUUUUUUGGUUGGAAGUGCUGUCUUUAUUGGUGUAUAUUUAAAUUUUCCACCACCAAAUAUGUCACAUAAUCUUCGACUUUGGAUGCAAAGUGGCCAGUUUUUCUUGCACGCUGUAAAUGGAAAAGCUGUCAAAAUAUUUUAUAAAGAUGUCUCAGGCUAUGGACAUAAAAACAAAAUACUUCUUCUCAUACAUGGUUUUCCAACCAGUAGCUUUGAUUGGAAUAAGGUAUGGGAACCUUUGCGUGAAAAAUUUGGUCGUGUGUUAACUGCAGAUAUGGCAGGUUUUGGAUUCAGUGAUAAACCAAAAGACAUCAACUACACUGUUAAUUUGCAAGCUGACAUGUUUGAAAACUUUCUUAAAUCCAAUGAUGUGAAAGAGGUGAACAUUAUUGCUCAUGACCUUGGACUUACUGUGGCACUAGAGCUGCUAGCAAGAUACGAGGACAGAAGGAAGAAAAAAUCAACACAGGAAGGUGUUGAUAUCUUGAGCAUCUGUUUAACAAAUGGAGGAUUAUUCCCUCAAAAUUAUUUUCCAAGACCUAUUCAACAGUUAUUGUUAUUACCAUGGAUUGGGCCUCUUGUUACUCGUGUAGGGAAUCGAUUUAUUUUCGCAAAAAGUUUUUCGGAAGUAUUUGGUCCAAAAACUCAACCACAACAAGAGGAGUUAAACGACCAUUUUAUCGGCAUCAGAUAUGCAGAUGGUAACCUUUUACAUCCAAAUAUUCUUGGGUAUAUUCGUGAGCGACAGGUGUACAAGGAGAGAUGGGUCGGAAGCCUACAGAAAACUUUCCUACCAAUUCAUUUCAUUUAUGGUCCUGCAGAUCCUGUUAACCCUCCCAUAUUUGUUACCACAUUCAAGAAAAUAGUUCCACAACAUGGUAUAACCGUUUUGGAUGCGCAUAUUGGUCAUUAUCCACAACUCGAAGAUCCAGAAAACUUUAUGUUAACGUACAAUAGGUUCUUAAAUUCGUUUUAGCAACUGCUGAAAACUUGAAAAUUCGUCGUGGGUUGCAGGGGAUCCUACUGGAUCAACUAUUAUGUUUAUAGUGCGUAAUGGGUUGCAUGGGAUCCUACAGGAUCAACUAUUAUGUUUAUAGUGCGUAAUUUUACCAACAAAUAGCAACUAGACCGUCUUCAAUCUCCAUGAUGAACCAAAGUGUGUUAGGCUUUUAGCACAGAAUAAGGAAUAUACAGAAAAAGCAAUUCGCUGGGGGAAUUUGGCAGCUUUAUUAAUUAAAUUACUUGCUGUGGUUAGUCUCGCACAUCUCAGUGUUCCUAUGGUAGGAAAAUACAAUUUACUGGCUACUAUCAUGGUAAUCACAAAUGUAAUAAGAUACGCUUGAAUAUGAAAAUGUGCGUAUCUACUGUAUAUUUAUUCUUUUUGGCUUCUACCUUUGACAUUUAGAAGGUAAUAGAACUAACUCUAGGACCACGAUGAUCUUUGACGGUGCUACACGUCGAAUCUACUUACGCCAUACGUCCGUAUCUAGCCUUGCUUUACACAUGUACAAUGUAGAUAGAUAAAUUUUUAUAAAUAGAUAAUGGUAGUUUUCUUUAAAAUUUAAAAAUUAAUUAUCGCAAAGCAAACAAAUCAAUACAAAUCGACAUUAUUAAUUUGAAAUGUACGUUUGAAAUAUAUUACAUCAAGCUAAAA
This is a messenger RNA of Xenia sp. Carnegie-2017, 1728 nucleotides long. Its product is annotated as mesoderm-specific transcript homolog protein-like. Gene Ontology annotation, molecular function: catalytic activity. Lineage: Eukaryota; Metazoa; Cnidaria; Anthozoa; Malacalcyonacea; Xeniidae. The record is from RefSeq and is a predicted model, not a curated record. Bases 43 to 1050 code for a protein of 335 amino acids. The transcript has 11 exons.